Messenger RNA from Phycomyces blakesleeanus NRRL 1555(-), 2055 nucleotides. RefSeq lists its product as hypothetical. Gene Ontology annotation, molecular function: protein binding. The coding region runs from base 1 to 2055 and encodes 684 amino acids. NCBI's taxonomy places the organism in Eukaryota, Fungi, Mucoromycota, Mucoromycetes, Mucorales, Phycomycetaceae. The transcript is spliced from 3 exons. The record is from RefSeq and is a predicted model, not a curated record.
AUGCCAGCAUCAGAACUACCACUUGAGAUUCUUUUGCAAAUCGCCGAGCUUUUAUUGACAAAUGACAGACGCUCUUGUGCUCUCACCUGUAAGGGAUGGAGAUAUCCGUUUCAAGAGUUCUUAUGGAAACACAUACAUGUAGAUUCCAUGAAUAAUUUUGAAACCCUCUUUAAUACAAUUGAGGAUUCCAGAAUCAUGUCUAAAUCAUAUGGCCCAUUAGUACGUAGCUUGCGUUUGUGUGGAGAGUGCAUCAUACCAAGUAUACAGCAAGAUCAUUUCUUAAGAUCUCUACCAAACCUAAAACAUCUUGAUCUUGGGCGCAUGAGUUACAAAUUGAUCAACCCGGAAAUGACAAGGAUCAACGAUACAUGGAUGUCGCUCGAAAGCCUAAGAAUCAAGAUUCCGCAUUCUGGAAUAGAAGAAACAACUGAAGAAAUUAUUGAAUUCUUGACAAAUAUUAGCAAACUCCAGAAAAUUGAACUUAUUCAAUGUAGCUGGAACAAUUCAAUAAAAUAUAUGCUAGAUGACUUUGACAAAAUUCACCAAAAAUUACAGCAGCUGUCGUGUAUGAAAGCCAGCAUAUCUCUCGGCAAUAUAUUGCACCCAGCCCAACUCAUGAUUCCAAAUACUAUCCCAGCACUGGCCUUGACAAGGCUUGAUCUAAAUUUGCGCGAUUGGGAUCCUUUGUGGCUGUACUAUUUUGGUCAUAAAUAUCCAAACUUGCGUUUUAUUAAAUUGGAUAUUUCGCAUGUACGGGAGUGCAAGAUACCUGAAGAAGUUAUGCGAAGAAACUCGGCUCUUUUUCUUUACAAUCCGGACGCAAUGCAGUAUUUGGAAACAUUUAAUCUUAUUACUAAAGAUAUUUCAGAUUCGAGCCAUGUUGCGUUAUGGGACUUUAUCUGUCCAUUGAACAUCCAGAUCAAGCACUUAAAAUACACAAUGAAACACAAGAACGGCGGUGGACACUUUUUUAAAAUGAUUAUUAAAGGUGCUUUGCGGACUUUUGCGGAUACGCUCGAGACUCUUUCGGUCGAGGGAAAUGUAUAUUUUGAUAGUAAAUAUACAUCAAAAAUAGAACUUUCUCCUUACUGUCCGUUAUUGGUGGAUCUUAGAAUCAGCAACUGUGGUUUAUCGAUCGAUAUUAGCAAUAUAUUGGACAACUGUGGAUCCCUGAGACGAUUACGGCUUUAUAACGGUGAAUUGUGUAUUAGCCAAGACGCAGCAAACCAAAAAUCAAAGAGACAAAAAGAUCACCAACACCACGGCCUCAAUAUUUUGGAGCUACACGAAGUUCUUACAAGUGAUAGUGUAUUCAAACACAUCUCUUUUAGGUGUCGACAUCUGCAAUAUAUGAACUUGGACACUUUAACCAUAGUUGAAUCGAUUUCUAAGAAAACUGGGAACCUACUCAUCGAUAUGUCUCACACUUUAUUCAAGGUAUUACGCCUCGACAAUAUUCAAUAUUACUCUUUGUACGAUGAUACAGACGAUCAAAUUGCCAUAAACCUACUGCUAUUAUCUCAGUUGAAUAACUCUCUUUCCCCAAACAAGAACAAACAAAAGGAAUUCACGGGCUUAAAAUUUACUGUAGUAGAUCACACCAAUCACAUCGCUUGGCUCCACACAUUUCACAAUAUUGCACAUAAGAGAAAUUCCGAAACAGAUAUCAGACGUCUUUCAAGACAGGUUUCAAACACCACCCUCAAACACCACCAAGAUAGCCACACCAAAAAAAAACCCAAAGUGUCGAAAAGCACUGGAUUGCGUAACAAAUAUGAUUCCUGUGAAAGUUGGCAAGAUUAUCUUCUUGAAGAAUAUGUUGAAUUGAGAUGUGGCCACGUAGCCAAAGCUAUUCUUCCUGGACUUCCGUCAAAAGACAAAGAGUUUUGGGAUGAAUUGUACGAUAGACUUUUUAAGAACAAAAUUGUUGCGAUGGAUUUAUGUAAAACAAGACCGAUUUUUGAUGGACUUGGAGAUCAAUCUAUUGCAUAUAUAUUGGAUUACGAAGCACGCCUUCUACUUUGUACUAUUAAUUAUCGUUUUCUUCAACAGUGA